Molecule: messenger RNA, 978 nt
Organism: Torulaspora delbrueckii
Lineage: Eukaryota; Fungi; Ascomycota; Saccharomycetes; Saccharomycetales; Saccharomycetaceae
Gene: POM34
Product: Pom34p
Exons: 1
Coding region: 1-978 (325 amino acids)
Biological process (GO): spindle pole body duplication; protein import into nucleus
Cellular component (GO): nuclear outer membrane; nuclear pore transmembrane ring
Source: RefSeq, a predicted model, not a curated record
AUGGAAGAAUCAGUGGGAAAUGCUUAUGCUACGCCUGUGCGGCCGGUUUCGAGGGAGCAAUUCCGUUCGUUGAGGCAGAAGAUGGUAAAAGAAUCUCCAGGGUUAUACAGGAACAAAGUACUUUCUGAUCCUUCUUUGAGAACUACAUUACAGUCCAAGAGUGCACCUUUAAUUCCUAAUCAUAGGGAAGAAAUAGCUGAGAAAGAUGAGGUAGAAGAGACAAAUGAUGAGAGCUCUUUAGGUAACUUUGAGAGUCCCGUUUUGCGGCAAUUAGCUAGUAGAACGGUUAAUAAGGAACUAGAAACCCAGAUCAUUGUUACGAAUCUGAUAACUCUUUCCAUUUGGGAUCUAGUGACAAAGUUUUCGAAAAUAUUUCUCGAUUAUAGUCCUAUUGGUAGACGAGUUCUUGAGUUUGUGCAUGAGAGGUUUUGGAAGUGGAAAUUGGGGAUUUGGGUUUAUAAAUUCCACCGUGAACGCCCUACAUUGGCUCGUUUGAUGACUUGGUCUAGUCUAGACACUCUUUUACACAUCGUGGUUGCCUAUAACGUUGUAGCAUCACUUUGGAGACUGUUUUCCAGAGUUAAAGUUGAUGAUUUGAAUUUGACAAAGUCACAAAAGGAAUUACUCGGCCUGGACUCACUGCAGUCUGCGUCUGCCCCUACAAUUAGUAAACCCCAUGUUAUACUGGAUCAGGGCAAACCUGUUGCCAAACCAGAUGAACUACGAGAAUCGGGAGAAUCCGUACCCGCGACUCCCUACCUGUUCAAAUCGUUAGAAACACCGCUCAAGGCCAAGCAGAGGGAGCAACGACAGCAGAUCGAUCUACAAAGGCAAGGGCUCGGUACAACUGUGAGUAAGAUCAAUGCAUUUGGCUCAAAUUUCAACAAGAUUGAAUCUACUUCUGGUCUUAAUGGCUACAUUCCAAGUAGCAAAUAUGCAUAUAUGAUGAGUUCUCCGAGUCCAAGGAAAAGAAUGUAG